CCGUGGUCUUACAUGUCACUGGUGAACGAGGGAUUGUGCGACAAUGAUGGCAAUGCAGCGGUCAAUCUAAGCUUCCAGUUGUCGAGAAGCAGCAGAGCAGUGGCGACACAUACUUGCAUCAUCAAUCCCCACCCAGAUGGGGAUUGCGCAGAGCAGGCAAAUGGUUGGUCCGUGCGGGCCGCGAGACGGCGGGCUAUCUCAAUCGCUUCGCGAGGGCGGAGGGAAUCGAAAUGUGUCAUCGACGCAGGGCAAAGGAGGAGGCAGCAUGGAUGCACGUCCGGAAUGGAUGCGCUUAUCACCUGCGUCGCGAAGCGGAUUUAGGACUCCGCGUGGACGACAGCGACAGGAGGACGCGUCCGCAGGAGGUGCGCACGUAGAACGCCACGACAGGCAGUUGUGGGUGGAGUGCAGGCAGGCCUUGCAUCAAGCUGGAAUGGACACAAUAACGGGAGGGGUGCAAGGGUUCCACGUCGACGAAGCCGACGAUGCGGCUGUUCAAGAGCCCCUCAACUCUGACGACGUUGACGUGCAACUUGACGGUGACGAGGAUUGCGACUCAGAUGAUUUGCCUGAGAUUCGGCCCCUUGGGAGGAAGGUGAGGAGCGGCAGUGCGAGUGUGAAGUGGGAAUCCACUCCGAGAAAUCGGAGGAAUAUAAAAAUUGACAACGACACAGGCGGGAGCGAUGGCGAGGGAGCCCAAAACUUUUGGUCGGUCAUAGACACGAUCGCACUCGUGAGGGAUCAAGAUCUGUAUUUCGCAGGCGUGGGGCACAAUUUCGGUCGCAUGAGGACCAGGGAAUGGAAGUGGGAGGACGUGCGGUCGAGGUUGCAAAAGAUGGGCGUCACGAGGAAGGCCAUCGACUGCGGGAAGAAAUGGGACAACUUAAUUCAAUUUAAGAAGGUUCACAAGUUUCAGCACCUCUCUGGCGGGAAGGACUACUUCAAGCUUGCUUCAUCGGCCAAGAGAUCAGAGGGCUUCAACUUCGUCAUGGACCGGAGCAUGUACGAGGAGAUGGAGGCCAUGACGAAGGGGGGAUCACACGAUCCACCCAAAGAAUUUGGCGAACACGGGGGCGUCGGGGGGGGGGUCAGAUGCCGGUAGGCGUGGGGGAUGGAGGGGAAUCAAUGGGCAGUGAGGGU
Messenger RNA from Chara braunii, 1140 nucleotides. The record is from the annotation of a GenBank genome assembly. NCBI's taxonomy places the organism in Eukaryota, Viridiplantae, Streptophyta, Charophyceae, Charales, Characeae.